UCAGGCAGCUCGAGAAGUGAAGGAGACGCACAGCAGCAGAGAUCCUUCAUAUCUGAGAAGAACAAAUCAGUUGAAGACUGAGCCUUCAGUAGAUCCUCCACUCAAUACUUGAAAAGCUUUAAGAUGAAGACAAGUGUUGCCAUCCAGUGCAUCGUUCUCCUGGCCUGCAUGGCCCUUUGCACUUCACAUGUUAUUCCAAGGUGCCGGUGUUUGAAGCCCAGUAAGUCUGUAAGAGGUCCCAUCACUGAAGUUACGGUUCAUGAGCCUUGUCCAUACUGCAACAGGAGAGAAGUCAUAGUCACACUGAAGGAUGGGAGUGAACGGUGUCUCGAUCCUCAGUCUAAAUUCAUCAUAAUGCUGCUAGAAAAACUGAGGCAGAAGAAAAGUCAGCAUAAGACGACCGUCAGCCCCCAAACAACCACAUCAUCAGCCACAGUGUCAAACUCAUUAUGAUGCACUUUGCAUGUUUAUUACUGUUACACAAAAGAAACCAGACAUCACUUAAUGAGAAGAAGGAGCAGCCGAGAUCCGGUGCAGGUUUGUCCACCACAUCCCACCGUGGUCUAUGGGACUGAAAUCUGGUGACUCUGGAGGUCAUUUACAUGCAGUCAUCUCACUGUCAUGUUCAGGACACCAGCUUGAGUUGUGAGAUAUGGUUCAUUAUACUGCAGGAAGUAGCCUUCAGAAGAUGUGUACACUGUGGUCAUAAAGGGAUGGACAUGGAAACAGUAAACAGUGAACAUUGUUCAGCUGUUGGACUGGAUACAUGUUUAAGUAUUUGGGAUUUUUUAAUCUUUUUUUUAAUGCACUUAUCAUCAAGAGUGGCUCCUCCAGCUGAUUUUAAACCAAAGCUCUCCAAACCAGCUGAUAUGAGAGAUCCACUUGAGCUCGCUUCAUAGUUCACCCCUCUGUUUUCCUUCCCUCGAGUGCAGCCUUUGUGUUUUGUGUUUUAUUUCAUUUCAUCGUUGGUCUGUUCUGGAUUAUUUUUAUA
Molecule: messenger RNA, 991 nt
Organism: Maylandia zebra (zebra mbuna)
Lineage: Eukaryota; Metazoa; Chordata; Actinopteri; Cichliformes; Cichlidae
Source: RefSeq, a predicted model, not a curated record